AGUCAUGCGGUAUUAUUGUACAGUUGCUUGAAUGAAAAGUCUCAGUUUAAGCAUGUUACCAUUUGAAACGGACGUACUGUUGGGAGAAGUCACUAAAAACUGUCAUAGAGUCAUGCCAAAAGUGGUACCUGACCAGAGAUCGAAAUUUGAUAAUGACGAACUAUUUAGAAAACUUUCCAGAGAGGGAGAGAUAAAAUAUACUGGAUUUAAAGACCGACCUAUAGAAGAGAGGCAGCUGAGAUUUCAAACAGAAUGUCGUGAAGGCCAUGCUGACCUGGCGUUCGUUGCAACAGGAAUCAACUUACAGUUACAGUUCACGCCAAAUGCUUGGUCAGAAAAUCCCGAUGACCGUGUACCGACUCCUGAAUUUGUAAAUUUCGAUCGAGAACCAGGGAAAGUACAUUUAAAAUCACAGUUUAUACUCAAUGGUGUAUGUGUAAUAUGGAAAGGAUGGGUAGAUUUAACUAGAUUAGACGGGAUAGGCAGCAUAGAGUAUGAUGCCGAAAGGGCAAUGGUAGAAGAUAAUUUAUUACGGCAACAAAUGGACCAAUAUCAGAGACAGCUUCAAGAUUUUGAAAAUCGUCAGCGUCACUAUAGAGAAGAACAAGAACGAAGGGCGGAGGCAGAAGCAGAGGAAUAUCACAGAUUCAUUCGUAACAGAGUAGAAAUGUUCGGCAAGUCACAUCCUUGGUUCUUACUCGGUUUGGAUCGAGGAAAGCGUCGACUGCCCUCUGUAGAAAGUAGUUCCUCCACUGAAGAAACGGAGAGUGGAAAGAGGCGAUUGUCUUCCAUAGAAAGUGCUGCAUCAUUAUCUGAAGAGAUAGAGAAGAAAAAAGUUAAAAGGACAGAAUCCAUUGUUCAAGUGCCAGUUCCAGUCAAGCCAAUCGCAGGGAGUUCCAGUCUGUUAUCACUGGGACCCAGUCUGUCAAUGUCUGCUGCAGCCCGGCUUCAUCCACCUAGACACAGUCUAUCUUCACAUACAGCGACAAGUGCAAUAUUGGGACACAGUCUACAUGUUGGUGAUACCAUGACAACUAGAGCUCCCAUAGCAACAAGAAAUCACUUAGUUACAAGUUGCCCAGUCAAACUGUAUCCAUGGAAACCAAAUAUGUACCUUGUGUAAAAAAUGAUAAUACUACAAUAUUAUUUAUUUAUUUAUAUUUUUGUUGCCAUAGCUACUUGUUAAUUUUUUU
Ruditapes philippinarum (Manila clam) is the source of this 1193-nucleotide messenger RNA. Its product is annotated as protein big brother-like. The transcript has 7 exons. Gene Ontology annotation, biological process: regulation of transcription by RNA polymerase II. Lineage: Eukaryota; Metazoa; Mollusca; Bivalvia; Venerida; Veneridae. Gene Ontology annotation, molecular function: sequence-specific DNA binding; transcription coactivator activity. The record is from RefSeq and is a predicted model, not a curated record. Gene Ontology annotation, cellular component: core-binding factor complex; nucleus. Bases 32 to 1123 code for a protein of 363 amino acids.